Molecule: messenger RNA, 2022 nt
Organism: Trypanosoma rangeli
Lineage: Eukaryota; Euglenozoa; Kinetoplastea; Trypanosomatida; Trypanosomatidae
Exons: 1
Coding region: 1-2022 (673 amino acids)
Source: RefSeq, a predicted model, not a curated record
AUGAAGUACUUCUCAUGCCAGCCGGAUACUCAUAACGGGUUUGGUGUGCUCAUUGGCCACACACUCACAUACUUCACCGUGGAGUGCAGUGAUUCAGAGGGGGUAGGUAGUAGCAGUGGUGGUGACUCCCCUGCUGCCUCCGUUAACGACAAGGGUGCGUUGCGUGUGUGUGCGCAGCACAGGGUGACGCUCCCUCAUGACUUUGGCGCGGCGCCGCAGUGCUUCAGUAUGGCGAAUCGCUCCUUGUAUGGGUUUGACAUGGCGAUUGUGGGGGCGAGCACGGGCGUGCUGGCCGUGGUAGUCAUGCCUACCUCUGGCGUCGUCUACUUGCCUGGAAGAAGUCCCGCAUCGUUGUGUACACGCCCCGCGGCAGCGGCAGCAGCGGCAAGACAGGGCGAUCACCGUGCUGUGUCACGUCUACGAUCGCAGUCCUCCACAAGUACAAUAGGACCUUCCUUCCCCUCGCCGCUCUCGUUGGAGCAAUCCGCGGGGUUGGAUUACGGCGUAGGGACCAUAACAUGGAUGCGUGACAAACCACUUGUCUUCGUCGGCCUCAUGUCUGGCCGAGUUGAGUGGUAUCACGUGACCAUCGCCGACCCCAAACAUCAACCAGAGACUGUCAAGGGGUGUGCAGACACCGCCGCAGAGGCAACGGUGGAUGAGUGCUUUCUGAAGGGAAAGAGUCGUGUGGAGCAGCAAAGCAGAGUCGCAUUAUGUGCAGAGGUGGAGUCUGCUGCUACGCUUGCGGCCGAUCCCACUUUGCCGUCGAGCAUAUGGAUGCAUAACAAUUUUGCGCGGCGAGGCGGUACCCGGAGAACCCACGACAACGGGGAUGGAGAGGGUGUGCGAAUCCGUCUGCAGCUUUCGUGUGCCUUGCACGAGACGGGCGCCUUCCUAACGAGUGACUGGUUUUUGGCGACUGGAUUCGUGGUGGCUGGGGCGGAGCGUGCUAUCUACGUGUUCUCCACAGAGCAGCCGGGGGCUCCGCUGUAUUCUGUCAUGCACGUCGGCUGCAGUUUUCUUGCCUGCCAUCCCUUCUUGCCUAUCCUAGCUUGUCUUUCCUUCGGACGCUCGACAGGGAAGGGCAUGCGACCAGAUGCGUGUGUGCUGCACGUCUUUGAGUGGACAGCUGGCGGCACGCUUUCCCUUGCUGCCGAAAAGCGCACGUUCCAUAAAGUUCCGCGCCAGGACGUGUACUACAGCUGCUCGUGGAAGUUUAGUGCUGAUGAGCAACUGGCGAUCUGCAACCUAGAGGAAGGCACUGUGCAUGUUCUGCACCUCGCAAAGGUGGAAAAAGUACUCGAGACGCCGCCGCAGGAAGACACGGGCGCCACCGCAACUUUGUCAGCUGCACUGCCACAGCCGGUCUACACGUUCACCCGGGAACGGGAGGGGCAGCUGCCGCUGCAUUCACUUGUCAACAUUGAGUUCAUUUCCGCCGCGAUGCAUGCCAUGCCGGAGAUAACACCGUGGAUCAAUGCCUUGCCGUCGCACACCACGCGUGGGGCAUUGUUACGGGAACACAUGCUGGCGGAACGCAUGCUGCGUUUCCCCGGAACACGAAACAAAGAACAUCCCCCGCGUGACGGUAAGGCUGCCGCAAGAAGGACAAGAGCCCAGUGCGGGGCUGGCGGUCGCCAUCGUCGUGGGCGGGAAGGUUAUAGUGGAUGUGGUAGCGCUAGCCAUGCGGAUGUCUGCUUCCUUGAGGCUGCAGAUGAGGAGGCUGGCAUCCGGCAGGGCGUGGGUGCUUUUUCCCGCCUUAUUGGUGUGAACUACGCCGGCGAAAUCACGGCCGUUCCACUGGUUGAAGACGCUAAGUUCACCAUUUUAGGUACUGGGCGCUUUGCCGUUGGUGUUUGUGCGUCGGUGUUUUUGGCGGGCGGCAAGUCGGACCCGUCAGACGUGGAGCAGCGCAUGAAAAGGCGGCCUGGCGACCGGCUUCGGCGUUCCUGCCUCUGCCAACGUGCAGGCGCUGCGUGCGUGCAACGACCCGUCGGACGUGGACCUACGUGUCUUGUGUGA